This is a messenger RNA of Aspergillus nomiae NRRL 13137, 807 nucleotides long. RefSeq names its product mitochondrial pyruvate carrier family protein. Gene Ontology annotation, biological process: pyruvate import into mitochondria. The coding region runs from base 34 to 549 and encodes 171 amino acids. Gene Ontology annotation, molecular function: pyruvate transmembrane transporter activity. The record is from RefSeq and is a predicted model, not a curated record. Gene Ontology annotation, cellular component: mitochondrial inner membrane. NCBI's taxonomy places the organism in Eukaryota, Fungi, Ascomycota, Eurotiomycetes, Eurotiales, Aspergillaceae. The transcript is spliced from 4 exons.
CCUUCCCCAUCUUCUUCGCUCCUCACUUUCACGAUGUCCUCCCGCGUCGGUCUUCGUUUCUUCCAGAACUCUCGCGCUGCUUUUCGCAAUGCGCAGCGUCGCUUUGGCGCCGGACGCCGCUUCCAGAGCUCGGAUGCUGCCGCUGAGCAACAGAGCACUUUCCAGCGUAUAUGGAACAGCCCCGUCGGUGUCAAGACGGUGCAUUUCUGGGCCCCUGUUAUGAAGUGGGCUCUGGUCAUUGCCGGUAUCUCCGAUCUUAGCCGUCCUGCCGAGAAGCUGUCUUUGACUCAGAACGGUGCCCUGACGGCUACCGGAGCCAUCUGGACCCGCUGGUGUCUGAUCAUCAAACCUAAGAACUACCUGCUUGCUGCUGUCAACUUUUUCCUCGGAUGUGUCGGUGUCGUUCAGGUCGGCCGUAUCUACAACUACCACCGUAGCCUGGAUGAAUCUCCUGUCGAAGCCAUCAAGGCGAUGGAACACGAAGUGGUUGACUCAGCGAAGGAGGCCGCCGUGAAGGCCGAGGCUGCUGUUGAGAAGAAGUCCGCAUAAAUCGGUUCAACUGGUUCUGCCAGAUGGGACUCUACCACGCAAGGGGGCCCGACGAGGGUCUAAAAAGGAAACUGUGCAUCAGGGAGAUAGACCGUCGAUUGACGAGCUUUUGGGUGGAUCUGGGCAUCUAGCACUCGAUAGACAGUACUUCGGGGGCUCUACUGGCUCAACGCAACAUGGCUGGCGUUCUUGUUUGUAUAUAUUAAAUCAGGGCUGCACUGGUUUCCCGCCGAAGACGUUAGAUAAACCGAAUUUAUC